Molecule: messenger RNA, 5067 nt
Organism: Diabrotica virgifera virgifera (western corn rootworm)
Lineage: Eukaryota; Metazoa; Arthropoda; Insecta; Coleoptera; Chrysomelidae
Product: ribokinase-like
Exons: 5
Coding region: 256-1173 (305 amino acids)
Biological process (GO): D-ribose metabolic process
Molecular function (GO): ribokinase activity
Source: RefSeq, a predicted model, not a curated record
AUAUUCAAAAAAAUUUAUUAAUCUUGUAAUUUGUAAUUUAUGUUGUGAAUGUUUGAUAUAAAAGAUGCUUUGUUUGUUUAACAAUUUACAUACGAUACAUAUAAUUUUGAAAACGCGUUAAUCUUUCGUAACAACCUAUCAAAGUGAAGUAAUUAUUAAGAUUAGAUAAUGAUUUUACUAUUUUAACACAGAUAAGGCAAUGUGUUUAACAUUCGCAUUAACAGUUAACAUUCCAUUUAAUAUCAUUAUUUUAAAAUGACCUCCAGCAAUAUUGUAGUAGUUGGUUCUUGCAUGAUUGAUUUCGUUAGUUAUGCUCCACGAUUGCCAAAUGCGGGGGAGACGAUCCACGGAAGAGAAUUCGCCACGAAUUUCGGAGGAAAAGGGGCCAAUCAAUGUGUUGCGGCUGCAAAACUAGGUGGAAAUACUGCUCUUGUUGCUAGGGUUGGAGAUGAUAUCUGGGGUCCCAAGUACAUCCAAAACUUAAAAUCACUAAAUGUAAACACUGACCAUGUUCAAAUCACAGAAAAUUCUAGCUCAGGAAUAGCCCAAAUAACUGUGUCUGAUGCAGGAGAAAACCAAAUAGUUAUAGUGGCUGGAGCUAACAACCAUCUGAACACUAAGGAUGUAGAAGCUGCUCAGGAGCUCAUUAGUGAUGCAGCAGUGUUGGUUCUACAACUAGAGACUGCACAGGAUGUUGCUAUUAGGGCCAUUCAGCUUUGUAGAGGGAUUUCAAUAUUAAAUGGUGCCCCAGCUCUUUCGGAAUAUAAUGACCAGAUAUUGAAACUUCCCACUAUAUUUUGUGUUAAUGAGACUGAAGCUUCAAUAUUUACAGGCGGAUUGCCAGUUACUAACGUCAGUGAGGCUGAAAAAGCGGCUCAGGACCUAAUCUGUAGAGGCUGUAAUAGUGUACUUAUAACUUUAGGUAGUCAAGGGGCACUAUUUGUAAGUAAAAACGAAAAACACGUCGUAUCUAGUCCUUCAGUGAAAAGCGUUGACACAACAGGAGCAGGAGAUGCUUUCAUUGGAGCUCUAGCCUACCUUCUCGCCAACGACAAAAGUAUACCGAUGCAAGAGGCCUUGGAAAAGGCUUGUAUAGCUGCUAGUGAUAGUGUUACAAGACCUGGUACACAGAUUAGCUUUCCCGGACCUGAAGUGUUCUCGAAGAGCUCGUAAGUCAAGAAAAUGGCUUGAAGGAGCGGCGGAUCUACGGGGAGGGAAAAAGCGGAAAUUUUCCUCCUAACAAGGUCCAAAAUUAAAGAGAAAAAUUGUUGAAAAAUAAAAAUAUAUUAGCUGACAUGAAACUUGAGCCACAGACAGAUAAAUUCAACCCAAUAAACACUCUAGUUAGGAAAAUUAAGGGAACUUAAUGCAUAUAAGUUGUUUUUUAUGUAAAAAAAAACUAAGUUUUCAAUCUAAUAGCACAUAAAACAACACCCAAAAAUGUUAUUCUACAUCCUACCAGAGUAACACCUCCGAGGCUUCUACAAUUUGCAAGCCAUAACGGAUGCUGAGACUAAGGAAGAUGAGGGAAUUCUACAAUUUAUAAUUCACGUCCCAUCUGCUCAGCCCGGUAAAGUUCCAACGAGAAUGGUUCCCUUCGUAAACAUAUAAAUUAAAAAUGAAUAACCAUUUUCAAUUUCAUUGCAACACGAAACUACAGCCGCAUCAUUAUUCCAGUUCAAUCAGAGAGUGCAGCAAGCAGCUCUACCGGUUUCGAAACUUGUUAGUCUCUCAUCAGGAGGCACAUAUGCUGCUCUCUCUGACCCAACUAGGACAAACCCCGGCGUGCAGUCACGGAUUGCAACGAACGAAAUGGCAGGGAUGCCCUAGCGGCAACUGCUAGCAAAAAAACUAAGUUUUCAAUCUAAUAGCACAUAAAACAACACCCAAAAAUGUUGUUCCACAUCCUACCAGACUGAAAACAAUGGGAACCUUCUCUGGUAACACCUCCGAGGCUUCUAAAAUUUGCAAGCCAUGACGGAUGAGAGACUAACAAGUUUCGAAACCGGUAGAACUGCUUGCUGCACUCUCUGAUUGAACUGGAAUAAUGAUGCGGCUGUAGUUUCGUGUUGCAACGAAAUUGAAAAUGGUUAUUCAUUUUUGAUUUAUAUGUUUACUCUGAUUGAAGUACGAAGGGAACCAUUAUCGUUGGAACUCUACCGCGCUGAGCAGAUGGGACGUGAAUUAUAAAUUGUAAAAUUCCCUCAUCUUCCUUAGUCUCAGCAUCCGUUAUGGCUUGCAAAUUGUAGAAGCCUCGGAGGUGUUACUCUGGUAGGAUGUAGAAUAACAUUUUUGGGUGUUGUUUUAUGUGCUAUUAGAUUAAAAAACUUAGUUUUUUUGCUAGCAGUUGCCGCUAGGGCAUCCCUGCCAUUUCGUUCGUUUCAAUCCGUGACUGCACGCCGGGGUUUGUCCUAGUUGGGUCAGAGAGAGCAGCAUAUGUGCCUCCUGAUGAGAGACUAACAAGUUUCGAAACCGGUAGAGCUGCUUGCUGCACUCUCUGAUUGAACUGGAAUAAUGAUGCGGCUGUAGUUUCAUGUUGCAACGAAAUUGAAAGUGGUUAUUCAUUUUUGAUAUUAUUUAUGUGUUUUAUCUAGUUUGCGAUUAUCUUUUGUAUGUCUUUUGGUUGGUGUUUCACUGGAAGUUUCCCCCCUAAGGCAAAUUUUCCCUCCCAAGGCAAAUUUCUAGAUCCGCCACUGGCUUGAAGGAUAUUAUACAAGUAACAAGGAAUUAUUUUUUUCUAUUUUGGCACUAAAUGCUUGUUGUAUAGCAUAAUUCGAGCACUAUAAGUUAAUUGAAGUAUUCCUUUUUCACAGUUGUUCACAAGUAAUCACAAUAAGUAGAAUCAAACUGCCACAAGAUUAUUUUACUUCUCAGUUUUGUUUUUAUCAUAUUAUGUAAUGAAUAUAUUAGAACUGUGCUAUGGAGAUGGUUUAAUUGUUGAUGUGAUAUAAAUAUUACAUAGAAACAAUCCUUCAGAAGGAACAAUGGAGUAAACUGACAAAUUGAAAAAAUAAUAAACUUAAAGAUAAAACCCAUAACUAAAUUAAAAUUCAUGGUGACGUUUCAAUUAUUACUUUAAUCAUCGUCAGAAUAAUAAGUUUCUUGAGCGGAUGCUUUAAAAUAAUUUUAAAGGAACAAACAAUAAUUAAUGAAAACGUAAAAAAUGACAUUGACAAUCAUUGGGUUAAGUCAAUAAUUUCAAACACGCCAUGUCUUGUUGCGUGUUUAAGGGUGGCUUCAAAAGAAAUAUGGAUAAUGCCUCCUUGAUGCUGAGUUCCGUUGGAGAACUUGCAUGACCAAUGAUUGAGAAGUCCUUAAGACUAAUAGGGUGGUCAGAAUCAGUCAUAUGUUGGAAUACCGCUGAAUUUGAAACUGUUCUUGAUCGUCUUCCUAAGUGAGGAGUGACACCUAAGUGUUCGCAACAUCUGACAUUAAAGUGACGUCGAGUCUUCCCGACGUACGUAGCUGCACAGCUACUACAUUUGAAUUGGUAUAUAAUGUUAGAUGCGCGAUCACUAGGAAUCAUGUCUUUCACAUGGAAACGAGAUCCUAUCCUUUCCAAAGUUGUGAAAGCAAAUCUUAAUUCUAUAGAGGGAAAUGCUUUUUUAAUUGUUCUACGGAUGUUGCGUCGGAUUUGUAAGCUGUGGUAACCAGUAUAUGGAAGUUUGAUAUAGAUCUUUUCUUUGAUUUCUACUUUGCUGUUUGGUUGGAAUUUGUUAUUGAAAAAACGUCUGAUGUAUCUUUCUAAGAAGUUCAACGAAAAACCAUUUUUACUUAAGAUUACCUUUAUGUUUUCUAACUCUUCAUGUAGGAAUUGCCCGGUUGAACAGAUAGUGAAAGCGCGGUGAACAAGUAUAUUGAUUAAACUUGUUUUGUAUUUGUUGGGAAUGAAGCUAUCUGCGUUUAUAUACAGGCCGGUGAAGGUUGGUUUUCUGUAUAUUGAAGUGGAAAAACCUGAAGGUGAUCUGAAGAUGUUAAUUCCUAAGAAGGGCAGAUUUCCAUUGACUUCAAUUUCACUAGUAAAUUUCAUAUUGUGGUGUUUCUGGUUGAGAUAAUCUAAAAAAUGUUGAAUGUGAUCGGUAUGUUUGAAGAUGAGAAAAAUAUCAUCCACGUAUCGUCUAUAAAGAAGUGGCUUAAAAUCAAUUGGACAGUCAGUUAACCAUGUUUUCUCAUGGUGACAUAGAAAAGUGUUCGCGAAAACUGGUCCUAAAGGAGAGCCCAUUGCAACGCCAUCUAUUUGUCUAUACUCUUUUCCGUCAAAACUGAAUAGACAUUCUUUGGCAGCUAAUGUCAGUAAAUCUUUAAAUUUUGACUGCUUCAUUCCUAAAAUGCUUGAAUUGGAACUUGGAAAAAGUGAAUUUAUUAUUAUGUUGAUGGUUUCAUCUAAGGGAACGUUUGUAAACAGACUUUCAACGUCGAAACUGACCAUAAUUCCAUCUUUAUUCCAUCGGUAUUCCAACAUAUGACUGAUUCUGACCACCCUAUUAGUCUUAAGGACUUCUCAAUCAUUGGUCAUGCAAGUUCUCCAACGGAACUCAGCAUCAAGGAGGCAUUAUCCAUAUUUCUUUUGAAGCCACCCUUAAACACGCAACAAGACAUGGCGUGUUUGAAAUUAUUGACUUAACCCAAUGAUUGUCAAUGUCAUUUUUUACGUUUUCAUUAAUUAUUGUUUGUUCCUUUAAAAUUAUUUUAAAGCAUCCGCUCAAGAAACUUAUUAUUCUGACGAUGAUUAAAGUAAUAAUUGAAACGUCACCAUGAAUUUUAAUUUAGUUAUGGGUUUUAUCUUUAAGUUUAUUAUUUUUAUCAAGUUUAAUGGUGUGUCCUUAUCUACAUAAAUUAAAAAAAAAAUUAAAAAAUGAAUGCUCCAAGUGAACGUCUUUGAGUCAACGAUAUUGGCUCUAAUAAAUUCUGAAGUUACUUGUUGAAUAUUCACGCUUUAUACUACAUAGUACUUAAUAUUGAUUAAUAGAUUUAUAGUAUUUUAUUUUAUUUUUUAACAGUUGUUAUGUACUUAAUUAUAUGAAAUUUUUGUUGAAAAAAUGUUUUUAAAUAAAUGACUAUUUUUAU